Penicillium samsonianum is the source of this 1464-nucleotide messenger RNA. RefSeq lists its product as uncharacterized. Gene Ontology annotation, biological process: transmembrane transport; carbohydrate transport. The record is from RefSeq and is a predicted model, not a curated record. NCBI's taxonomy places the organism in Eukaryota, Fungi, Ascomycota, Eurotiomycetes, Eurotiales, Aspergillaceae. Bases 1 to 1464 code for a protein of 487 amino acids. The transcript is spliced from 6 exons. Gene Ontology annotation, cellular component: membrane. Gene Ontology annotation, molecular function: carbohydrate:proton symporter activity.
AUGGCCACUCCCCCUGUUAUUAUGGUUCCCGACAGUAAGAAAGCGAAGUUUAUCCUCUUCACAUGUGCCUUCAUAGCAAUCAUGAACUCUACAACCCUGGGCUAUGAUUCUUCGAUGAUGAAUGGACUUCAAAUGUUGCCUGCGUACUCCAGCUACUUCCGCCUGACUACAGCGACUACUUCUUUAAACGUCGCCAUCGUCUUCGUUGGAGCUGUCAUUGCAACUCCGAUCGCCGGCCCUCUAACCAAUAGAUGGGGUCGUAAAUGGGGCCUUGUGGCAACUUCAGCGAUCGCUGUCGUUGGAGGCGUUAUUCAAGCCGUUUCCGUCCAUGAAGCCAUGUUCUGCAUCGGCAGGCUUAUUAUAGGUAUCUCAAUCAAUAUAGGAGCUGUGGCUACACCGGCAUACCUUGCAGAAGUAGCUCAUCCACGCAACCGCGAGAUGCUCGUCGGGCUCUGGGGGUCUGCCUAUUAUGUCGGGAGCAUUCUCGCUGCAUCAGUCACGUUUGGCAGUCAAUACCUCAACUCUACCUGGGCAUGGAGAUUGCCAUCCCUGCUCCAAGUCCUACCUUCAGUCCUGUGCGUUAUGCCAUUGGCAUUUAUGCCUGAAUCUCCUCGAUGGUUGAUCUACCAAGACCGUCAUGAAGAAGCUAAGAUGAUGAUGAUCAAAUAUCAUGGAGCAGGUGACCCCAACUCCCCUAUCGUCACCAUAGAAUACGAAAAGAUUUGCCGAACACUCUUGCAUGAAAAAGAGACACAAAAGAUCGGGUUCAAAGCCCUCGUAUCAACAAGACCCAAUCGCUGGAGAUUCGGUCUUGUCGCGGCCACGGCUAUCUUCUGCCAGCUUAGUGGGAACAACAUCAUUACUUAUUAUCUAGGCAACACUCUGACCACGGUUGGCAUCACAGAAGUACAGACGCAGCUCGGUAUCAAUAUUGGUAUCAGUAGCUUUAGUCUAGUCGUCUCCGUGCUUGGAAGUUUCUAUACUACAAAAAUUGGCCGUCGCCCUUCCUUCUUGGUCUCCACCGCUCUAAUGGGCAUUACCCUUGUUGUCUACGCCAUUCUCACAAAAAUAUAUAUUGGUAGAGACGAUUCAGGAGCAUCUAACAGUUUAGUGUUCCUGAUCUUCCUCUAUUUCGGAAUAUACUCAUUUGUGUGGACGCCUCUUUCCGCGCUCUAUCCAGUGGAGGUGCUCCACUACUCGACUCGUGCGCACGGAUUGGCAGUCUUUAGCUGCAUCGUCUACCUUACGGCCUUUUUCAACACAUACAUAAUACCCUUCGCGAUGAGAAUCACCUGGGGGUUCUACCUGAUCACUGCUUUGUGGUGCUUCGUUGAAUGUGUGGUGAUUUAUUUCUAUUUUCCAGAGACAAGGGGUAUAUCCAUGGAGGAAAUUGAUGUUGUAUUUGACAGGGUCAUGGUUACUGAUGGGGUAGAAAUGGUCACAAAAGCGGAUGUGGAAAACUGA